AUGUCGCGUGUUCUAGCGAUGAUGUGUCCUCGCUCGUGUACCGGACAUGGAUUAUGUAUCGCUUCUGACGAGGGAAAAUGGAAAAUGGAAAUGAGAACAACCAUCGGAGCCAAACUUUGCAGACUUCUUGGGCUUGGGUUAAAGUGUUUUGGGUCGAAGUUUCUUGUUGCCGAAAAGACCCGAUUUUUGCAAAAGCUUCGGUCGUUUCAGUCUGAACCCAGUAUAUCUCGGGACAAGAUAAUCCGAUCGGUCUGAAACUUGUUCUUAAAAUACUUCAUUUCGACCAAGUCGUCGACGUCAAACUAAAUUUUGCAGAAGACGUUGCGAAGUCCGUUACCGUGGCUACCUGUUCGCGACGGAGAACGGCCUGCGGAACUCUCCGAAUCCGCUGGUCGGCAUCUCGGGCGACUGCGACGACGCGCGCGCCGUUUACUCACUCGACGGGACCGUGCUCUACGUGCAUCGCCUCCUCCGCGCCAUUUACUCGACGAUUCCGGCCGACAACCCGAUGGCGGACGACAAUUUGCCGGCGGAUUGGCUGCUGGCCGCCUGGCGCGGACUCUACGAUCGCAAGAUUCUCGAGAUUCUGUCCGUCGAAGCGGUGAGUCGCUGAUUUUAGGAAAUUCAGACGGUUAUCUAAAUAGUUAUUUUUAAAGUUGAAAACAAUCAGUUUUCAGUUUAUAUUCUCGUUAAACUUCAAGCACAUUUUCAGCGAACUCGAAUCGCUAAUUAUUUCUACACGAAUGGGAUGAUCGAAGCGUUUCUCGAUCUGCUAAAACAGGUUAUUAUCGAUUAUGAGUUUCAACCGAAACCUGUCGAGCUAUUAUCGAUAUCUAUUUGCAGCCACGUCGAAAGAUUUCAUGUCGGUCCGCUUCGUUUUGUACUGUUUUCCGCGUUCGGCGCAACAAAUCGUCGCCGAGCACCGACCCGGAAUCAUCCUCUGGGAGAAAUUUCCGCCGGACGUCAAUCAUGUCAAAAUGUAGGGAAUAGGACCCAAACUUUGCAGGCUUGUUGGACUUGAAUUCAAGUAAUUUGGGUCCAAGUUUCUGACCGAAUGGAUAAUUUUACUCUGGAGAUAUUAUGCAUUCGCCCGGAGAGAAAUUUUUCACUCCAGCUUGCGGGCUUGAAUAGUUUGUCGCGAAUGCAUAAUAUCUCCUGAGUAAAUAAUCCAAUCGGUCUGAAACUUGGGCCCAAAUUACUUUAACUCAAUUCCAAAAAGCCUGCAAAGUUUGAUUCCGAUCGGAAUAUUACAAAAGGUAAUUUCUUGCAGGAUAACGGACAUGUGGCCGAAGAACGAGUUCGAUCGGGCGACGCGAGUGCCCCGCAAGAUGUACGUCGACAAUCGGCGCGUCGAAAAGAGCGUCUUCCACAUGAUCGGACUCAGAAAUCUCAAAAACUACUACACGUCGGUUCAAGAGCGACUAAGUCCCAUGUUCAAACAGUUUUACGCGGUACGCAUUUGGAUUUUUAGAAAUAUUUUCGAAUUAAAACAAUUUUUUUAAGCCUCUGUGAUAUUUUCGAUAGAAAUUUUUACCAACCCGUUCGAAUCCCUCAGUGCAUUCAGAAAGACUUCCCCGUGGCGGACCGACCGUAUCGCCCGAACACGCCACCGGACUCGAGGUUUGCCGACCAGGAGCUGGAGGCGUCCCCCUCGGCGCCGGGACCGUCGAAUGCCGGUAGUCGGUAG
This is a messenger RNA of Caenorhabditis sp. 36 PRJEB53466, 1687 nucleotides long. The record is from the annotation of a GenBank genome assembly. NCBI's taxonomy places the organism in Eukaryota, Metazoa, Nematoda, Chromadorea, Rhabditida, Rhabditidae.